Molecule: messenger RNA, 915 nt
Organism: Dibothriocephalus latus
Lineage: Eukaryota; Metazoa; Platyhelminthes; Cestoda; Diphyllobothriidea; Diphyllobothriidae
Source: the annotation of a GenBank genome assembly
GUUGGAAAUGCUUGGCAACACCUAGCAGAACUUGGAAACACUGUGCAGGCCCAUGUAAAUCAUGCAAAACGCUAUCAUUUGUUCUACUUGGAACUAGAACGCACAGAACGCCAAAUAGCACAACAAAAACAACGAUUACAUCAAUUCUUGACUGAUCUUCGGACCCAAAAGCCUGACAGCAAGAGCACCCUAAAGAAUCUGACGACUUGCAUUCAGGAAACACUGGCGGAAAUGGUUCAGUUCUACAUCGACUGGCAGAAAGUGGAGUUGAAAUGUCAGCUUGUUGCGCCCCUUCAUCGGCGUAUGCCCCUACGUCCAGGCGAACACAGCGGGGUCCUGUUGAACUCCAUCAGCCUACCGAAUGGUGAACAGCUGAAAAGUGGUCGUCACGUUCUCGUGCACGCCAACAAGCCCAGCGACCUCCUGCACCGUGAGUGGGUGGUGGAAGACCAGGAGAGUCGUGUGAUGUCAACAGUUCCUGCUCCCUUCGUCUGGCUCAGUUCCACUGAUGUAACGCCUGUUCAAUCGCCAGCCAAUUCUCGACGAAGCACUCCGAUCAAUUGUGACACGACUAACCCGAACAACAGAAUGGCGCCAGUCUCUAGCAACGAAACCACCACGCCUCAAGUUGAUACAGUCCUCGAGAAGUUGGAUGCCUUCGUCGAGAACUGCAAGGAGGAAGAGCCGAAUGAAAGAUUGGAGUUAGAAUCUGGACUAACGAGCCUGAAGGAUAAAAUCUCACAGAGUAAAGAUGAGAAUCAGACAGCAGCCAUGGAUCAGAACCAUGUCUCGGCGCUGACUGAUGCCCUCGAUGCUUAUGAGGGAUUCAUCGGCUGCUUCCACAAAUAUCAGACAGGUUUCAGUCCGCAGCCCAGCCCAGAUAUGGAUAACGACUUCCGCACUACGCCAUCGUAA